UUCUGUUGGUAGGAGUUUGUGAGUCUGUGUUUGCUGGGCUGCAUUGCCUUCGCGUGUGUGCACAAGCCCAAGUGGUUUGUGGUUAGCCGAGAGUUUCAGGGUGUAGUUCAAAGAAAUGUGGCUUGGGACUUUGCGGAGCGCAUGCAUGCUUGUUUCGGCACUGUCCUUACUUGUUGUGUUAGCUUAGCUCACUUUUGUUGACAGCCUCUUGCUUUCUGUGUGACGACAGGUCACAUCAGGCUUUCCGCGGGUCGAGUGGAGCCACCGUGCGAUGCCCUGCAGAGGAUGGUGUGUUGGGCCCAAGAUGGCGUCGCACUGAGGCCAACAUGCUUGUGAGACAGCAACUUUGACAACAGUUGAAUCAUGGGAAACGUGGAGAGUCAAAAUGGAGAGAGCGGCUUCAUCUGCAACUCAACAGGACACCUGUCCCGUAAACACACCUCCCGCUCCCUCCGUCUCUCCGGCAAGCAGCCAAUCACACGCCGCACCCGGCUGUCCACGUCAGCCAAGCAGCAGCAUCGCAACUCGGAAGCGUCCACGCGUUCCUCUAGCACUCCCAGCAUCCCCCAGUCGCUGGCCGAGAGCGGCCUGGAGCCGUUCGAUGCCACUGAUGGACUGGCGGACUUUGGCGUCAACCCCCACUGGACGCAGCGCGUGGCCAUGACAAUGAGGCCCGAGUCCUUCCAGCAGGAUGACGAUACCUUGGCCACGCCCACCCCUGAGACGUCUGAGGCGGACACCCUGGCCCACGACGGCGGCGAGGACUCCGCGGGGGAGGGGGAGUCAGGCGAGACGGCGUUCCUUCAGCAGACCAAUGACAGCUCCAGUUUUAUGAAGAAGCGCUCAAAGUCCGCCGACAUGUGGCGGGAUGACAGUCUGGAGUUUUCUUUGUCGGAUCUCAGCCAGGGUCACCUGACCAGCACUGAGGAGAUGAUGGAUGGCGGUGAGGAAGAAGAGGAGGAAGAGCACUUCAAACGGCCCAGAGGCUCUGCAGGUGCAGCAGAGAGGGCCUCGUCUCUGGACCACCUGUGCAGUCAUCAGAGUCCAGGCCUCAGGGGCCAAAGGGUCCGUCCUGACAAAGCGCACAGAGAUGUCCAGCACGACAGGGACGCAGAGGCGGUGCUGAUGUCCCCUGGUGAGGACGACAGCAGUGCCUACGGAGCCUUCACACUCCCCUGCCGACGCUCGCACUGCCUCUCCGAGGGCCUGGCCGGGGUCAGAGGCGUUGCACCUGGGCCAUGUCCCGUUUUUCAGGGACGCCGUGCACAAACCACUCAGGAUAUCUCCACUGUCCUGGGAGAGGGAAGCGAGUACGGCGACAGCGGUAUCGACGGCGUGGCCGCCGAGACGGACAUGGACGGUGAGCCAUUAUCUCGCCGAUGCAAGGCCAUGUCGGCGUCCUUCGCCGUAUACUCGGCCACAGAGAGCGUGGUCUUCAACGGCAGCGACAGCGGUAGCAGCAGCGCCGGCGGGGCGGAGGCACGCGGGGGCGUCUACGAGAACUUCCGAAAGGAACUGGACAAUCAAGUCUGGGCACGUCAAGGUCGGGACUGCCUGGAGGAGGCGGGCUCGGCAGUGAGCGAUGAGCAGAGCAGCAGCACGCUCAGCAGCGCCUAUCCCUCCGACUCUGCGACGGGCUGUGCUCACGGCACUGUCAGGAAGGCAGGUGCGCUGGCCGUGAAGAACUUCUUGGUCCACAAGAAGAGCAAGAAGGUGGAACCUGCCACCAGACGCAAGUGGAAACACUACUGGGUCUCUCUGAAAGGCUGCACUCUGUUCCUGUACGAGUCGGAUGGACGCUCAGGAAUCGACCACAACAGUGUUCCGAAACACGCUCUGUGGGCGGAGAACAGCAUCGUACAGGCAGUACCUGAACACCCCAAGAAGGAUUUUGUCUUCUGCCUCAGCAACUCUGCAGGAGACGCCUUCCUCUUCCAGACGUCGGGUCAGACAGAACUGGAGAACUGGAUCACGGCGAUCCACUCUGCGUGCGCAGCCGCCCUGGCCCGCCAGCACCACCGGGAGGACACAGUGCGCCUGCUGCGGACCGAGAUCCGUAAGCUGGAGCAGAAGAUUGACAUGGACGAGAAGAUGAAAAAGAUGGGGGACAUGCAACUGUCCACCGUCACCGACGGUAAAAAGAGGAAGACCAUCCUGGAGCAGAUCUUCCUGUGGGAGCAGAAUCUGGAGAGGUUCCACAUGGAUCUGUUCCGCUGUCGCUGCUACCUGGCCAGCCUGCAGGGCGGCGAGCCCCCCAACCCGAAACGCCUGCUGGGCUUUGCCUCGCGUCCCACAAAGCUGGCCAUGGGACGACUGGGAAUCUUCUCUGUGUCCUCCUUCCAUGCCCUGGUGUCUGCCCGCACCGAGGGUAGCGUGAAGAGGCGCAGUCAGGCCGUCCAUCGCACCUUCAGCAAGCGUCGCAGCCGCUUCUCCUCCUUGUGGGGGCUGGACACCACAUCACGCAGGAAGUCUAAGGGACAUCCCACAAUCAGCCAGGUGUUUGUUGACGGGAUGGAGUCACCCAAACCGCCCAUAGAGCAGACGUUUGAAGACUCCGCCAGUGAGAGAUCUAAGGACAGAGAGAGCUCAGUGAAGAGUCUUCCUCAGCUGACCCCGGACAACGACAUCUGGGUCUCCGAGAGCCUGGCCCCGUCCUGGGUGUGCCUGCCUAAUGACCAGCCUGUCCUGGCCAUCGUGCAUCCCGGCGACACGGCGCUGGAAGUCCUGAGCGAUGUGUGCAAGAAACACAAGCUGGAUGCUUCUGGUCACUAUCUGCGAUUGAAGGUCGACGUGGACGACCACACUCUCUUCUAUGUGCCCAAACCUGAGGAGGACAUCUAUGAUGUGCUCUACAAGGAGAUUGAGAUCUGCUCCAAGUCCACCAAGGUGAUCCAGUUCGACAGAGAGGAGUCCUGCAGCUUCGGAUACGGUUUCUGUGUGGCGGUUUUGGACGAGGACGGGACGCAGCAGCUUCACAUCACUGAAGUCAAAGCAGGAGGACUCGCUUCAGCCAAAGGUUUGCGAGUGGGUGAUGAGAUCCUGCUGCUGAACAGCAAGCCUGCCUCCGCCCUCCAAAUGGACGACAUGAGGGCGGCAUUUGCUCACCAGGCCUUGACCCUGAGCGUGGGCACCCUGCCCCGCCUCGACCCCUCCAUGCUGUGCUCGCUGCCGCCCCGCAGAUCCGAAGCUGAGCCUGGUCCAGUGACGGACAUCUUCUCCCAGAGCCAAGAGGACAUUCUGGACGAGGUGUCAGGGUUGACGGUGGAAGAGAGCUUGGACGAAGGACCUCUGAUGUCACCACAGAGUCCUGGAGAUCAACCUGAAGAGAAGAUAUGCGGCGGGGCGGGACAGAAGAACACGGCGCAGGUCGCCACUUUCUGCCGUGGCCUCCACGACGUCAACGCUCCCGACUGCCAGAUGUCGUCAUCAUCGUCGUCCUCGUCUCUCUCGCCGAGCCCUGUGUCAGCCCUGCCGCCCUCUUGUGGCACAGCGGCACAGAGGCAGCUGUCCGACGCUGACAAGCUCCGCAAGGUCAUCAACGAGCUGGUGGAGACGGAGAAGACCUACGUGAAAGACCUGAGUUGCCUAAUCGAGUGCUACUUGACACCACUACAGAAAGAGAGCUUCCUGACUCAGGAUGAGUUGGACGACCUGUUCGGUAACCUCGGCGAGAUGGUGGAGUUCCAGGUGGAGUUCCUGCGGACGCUGGAAGACGGUAUCAGAUUGGUGCCAAAUCUGGACAGACUGGAGCGGGUGGAGCAGUUUAAGAAAGUGCUCUUCUCCUUGGGUGGUUCCUUUCUUUAUUACGCCGAUCGCUUCAAAAUCUACAGCGCCUUCUGUGCCAGCCACACUAAGGUCCCCAAAGUACUGGCCAAAGCCAAAACCGAUCCAGAUUUCAAGGCCUUCCUGGCGGAGAGAAACCCCAAACAGCAGCAUUCGUCCACGUUGGAGUCCUACCUGAUCAAGCCUAUCCAGAGGGUUCUCAAGUACCCCUUGCUCCUCAGGGAGCUGUUUUCCCUCACUGACCCAGACAGCGAGGAGCACUACCACCUGGAUGUGGCCAUGACGGCCAUGAACAAAGUGGCUAGUCAUAUCAACGAGAUGCAAAAGCUUCACGAGGAGUACGGCGCUGUGUUUGACCAGCUCAUUAAUGACCAGACCUCACACAAAAAAGUGGCCGAUCUCUCCAUGGGGGAUCUGCUGCUUCAUUCCACUGUGGUGUGGAUCAACUCUCCAGCCUCUUUGGUCAAGGGCAAAAAGGACCCAGAAUUGGCUGCUUUUGUGUUUAAAACAGCGGUGGUGUUUGUGUACAAAGACUCCAAGCACAGGAAGAGAGGGGGUGGAUCUCACCGAGCAUCAGUUAGCGACGACAAGGAUCCCAUCCGCUUCCGUCACAUGAUCGCCACAGACUCCCUGCAAGUCCGCGCUUUAGCGAACUCUGAAGGCACUGCUAUGUGCGAGAUCGUUCACACCAGGUCGGAAUCGGAGGGACGACCUGAACGAACCUUCCAACUGUGCUGCAGUUCCCCAGACAGCAAGAAAGAGCUGCUGAAGGCGGUCCACUCCAUCCUCAGGGAGAAGCAGCGUCGGCAGCUUUUAAAGACCGAGUCUCUUCCUCUCAGCCAGCAGUACAUCCCUUUUGGGGGCAAGCGGCUGUGUGCCCUCAAGGGGGCGCGGCCUACCAUGAACAGAGCAGCUUCCGCUCCUUCCCGGACGCUGGCCCGCAGGAAGUUGGUCCGUAACCGCUUCACCAUCGACACAGACUUGGUUUUCCACGGCAACAACAACACCACCAAUGAGGACUGCGACCCCGCCCACCCGACGCCCCAUUAUGACCCGCCUCAUCCCCAGAAGCCGCACAGCGACGACACGGACCGCUGGGUGGAGGAACAGUUUGACCUCGCCCGCUACGAAGACCCGGCCAAGGUGAAGGAGACGGACAUCCUGAGCGACGACGACGAGUACUGUAAGUCCGUCAGGGCGGCGACAGCGGCGGCGGUGGAGGUCGAGCCUCACAACCUCCAGCUGGACGCCCUCACGAUACAUGGAGCGGAGGGGCGGAGCCAAGACAUGAAUGGACGAGUGCCAACAGGAGGCGGAAUCACACAGGACGACGCCGCCGAGCGAUUGUCUCGCUGCGCCACGCCCACUCUGAAGGUGGCCCCCCUCAAGCCGUGUGCAGCGGAGGGGGCCGCCAACCAGGACCACGACGUCAUUUGGGUGCGACGGGACGACUUUGGAUGUAAUAGCGAUGUCUUCUGACCGAAAGAACUCCCAACUCGUCUUCCCUCACAUGCUUUGACUGACUGACUUGGCUGUGUGUGUGUGUGUGUGUGUGUGGUGACACAGGAACACGUGGCCAGUUCAUUAGGUACACGUCGUGGCCCCACAGCAGUGCAACAGACGCCCUGCAACACUUUCUCCCUCCAUGAGGACCACAGUGAUGCUAGUUUCAUGUUCCAUCCAGUCAACACCAGAAACCCAUUGAUUCUUACUCAGGCAAGAUGGUACAGGGGUCAAAGGUUGCAUCCAGACACAUUUGUCACCUCUCCCAACUUUGAAAACCUAGCCUACUGAUUACAAAGGAUAGCCGCCAAAGUGAGGUCAAAGUUCCCCCUUCAGGGUCAUUUAAGGUUUUUAGCGUUUUAAUUGGAGCUUCAUGAAAAACCGAUCCAAGUAUUAUGAACACGGAGCACCUUGCCAAGCUGCCCAUCCAAAUGGAUUAGCGCUUCUCAUUUCAAAAAUCAUACCCCAUUAUUAUUAUUUUGGCUUCUUGCAAGUUUGUUGCUGGAGCAGGCCAAAAUCCAAAUGUACAAAAUGCUAUGUUUUCACGGCCCCAAAGUCUAUUUUUCCACCCAAAAUGUGUCGACUUGUAUUUUUGUGGCUCUCAGACUGUUUGUGUUUCAGCACUGGAAGCUUUAAAGAGCUUUUUUUCAUGCUUUUUAACUUGUAUUUAAAAGAAAAACUUCUGGAAGCUGACUUGAAAUGUUUUUUUUUUUUUUCUAAAAGCUAGCUUGUUAGGAUGCUUUUCUACCGUCGUCGUUUACAUUCUGCUCUCCAGUAUUCCCAACCCACUUUGGCGUUUCUAAAAUAUUUCAUUGCUAAUGCUAAUGCUAGCAUCUAUCAACUUCCUCGCCCUCCCUAAAAGAAAUCCUAAUUUACUUGAAGGACAUUCCUGAUAGUGACUGCACCUCCAAAGGACCAACCCUUGACCUUGUAUUCGUAUUUUAUUCGUCACAAAACAGGGACUAACGCUACUUGUAUCACCUGCAGUUCUUCCUCAUGUCCACCAGGCGGUGCUGUUUCACUGUCGCAUCUUGCACUAAUCAACAAACGAGACUGUCAGCUGCUCCUGUGUGGAUAAUGUUGGUGGACAAUAAGUUAGUUUUGAAUAAAUUUAGCAUUUUAGGGUUGUUUUUAGACCACUGUGAGACACAAUCACUGCCCCCUCCCCACAUGACUUGCUUUGUACUUGGAUGGCCGUGUUGAUACACGCUACAUGGAGUAUAAUCAUUUGUAUGGCAAAAUAAACUUUCUACAUUUGA
Molecule: messenger RNA, 6545 nt
Organism: Doryrhamphus excisus (bluestripe pipefish)
Lineage: Eukaryota; Metazoa; Chordata; Actinopteri; Syngnathiformes; Syngnathidae
Product: rho guanine nucleotide exchange factor TIAM1-like
Biological process (GO): activation of GTPase activity; small GTPase-mediated signal transduction
Cellular component (GO): plasma membrane; cytosol
Molecular function (GO): protein binding; guanyl-nucleotide exchange factor activity
Source: RefSeq, a predicted model, not a curated record